Messenger RNA from Melospiza melodia melodia, 2330 nucleotides. It is a transcript of the gene LRRC2, whose product is annotated as leucine rich repeat containing 2. The coding region runs from base 298 to 1416 and encodes 372 amino acids. Gene Ontology annotation, molecular function: protein binding. The record is from RefSeq and is a predicted model, not a curated record. Lineage: Eukaryota; Metazoa; Chordata; Aves; Passeriformes; Passerellidae. The transcript has 10 exons.
ACGCUGCAGGGUUCAGACAGAUCUGGCUGGCCAUGAGCUGUGCUAUGCUAUAAACAACCUCAGUGUCCCACGUUGAAUAACUGCACAGCACACUCAGGAGCUCUGGACACUUGUGUUCUUUAGUAGUAGGUUAAGAGGUACUGACCAGCUCUCUUCCUCUGAACAGCAGUUAAUUGAGCACAGUUUCAAGGAUCAUGGAUGGAUGAUAAUGCUCAUUAAGCAAAGAGGUAGAUCAUACCAAAGAGUUUCACCCACUUGGCUCUCCUCAGAUAGAAGGAGAAGCUUAAUGUCAACAAUAUGGGGCAUCAGGUGAUAAUAUUUGACUUUUCUGUCAUAAGAGGACUGUGGGAAACUCGAGUUAAGAAGAGCAAAGAACGUCAGAGGAAGGAGAAAGAAAGAUUAGAACAAAGUGCAUUGGAGAAGAUAAAACAAGAAUGGAAUUUUAUACUAGAGUGCCGUAAGAAAGGUAUUCCUCAAUCAAAAUACCUCAAGAAUGGCUUUGUGGACACCAAUGAGAAGAACCUGGACACCCAAGGAAAGAAUCCUCAGCUCAAGAAGAGUCAUGCCUUGUCAGAUGGAGUAAAUAAAGAACAAAACAAGUUUAUUUUUCAGCUUUCUGGAGAACAGUGGACGGAACUCCCAGAUUUCCUGAAAGAGCAGAUCUAUCUGAAAGAAUGGCAUGUGUACAAUACAUUGAUACAGACCAUUCCAGCCUACCUUGCACUAUUUCAAGAUCUGAGAGUACUGGAAUUGUCAAAAAAUCAAAUCAACCAUCUUCCAGCAGAAAUUGGCUGCUUAAAAAACCUCAAAGUGCUCAAUGUGAGUUUCAAUAAUUUGAAGUCAGUUCCUCCUGAACUGGGUGAUUGUGAAAAUCUAGAAAAACUGGAUUUGUCUGGAAAUAUGGAAAUAACAGAGCUCCCAUUUGAACUAAGUAACCUGAAACAGCUCACGUAUGUGGAUGUGUCGGCAAACAAGUUCCAUUCUAUUCCAAUUUGCGUGCUCCGGAUGUCUAAUUUGCAGUGGUUGGAUAUUAGCAGCAACAGCCUGAAAGAUCUCCCGGAAGACAUAGACAGGUUAGAUGAAUUGCAGACACUUCUCCUACAGAAAAACAAGUUGACUUAUCUUCCACGAGCUCUUGUCAAUAUGCCAAAACUCAGUUUGCUAGUUGUCAGUGGGGAUGACCUGGUUGAGAUACCCACAGCCAUCUGUGAGUCAACCACAGGUUUAAAAUUUGUAAGUCUCAAGGACAGUCCGGUUGAAACGAUUGUAUGUGAAGACACUGAAGAAAUUAUAGAAAAUGAACGUGAACGUGAGCAAGUUGAGAAAGAGUUUAUGAAGGCCUACAUUGAAGACCUAAGGGAAAGGGAGUCUACUCCUUCCUACACUACAAAAGUAAUGCUCAGUCUCCAGCUCUGAAGAUAAAAAAAUCCCUAAGUCUCUACUGAAUAUCUGAAUAACUCUUUUUAUCCACCUGAAUAGUAAACACAUGAAAAUAUACAUGGCCAGAAUGACAUCAAAAUCAUAUUGAAUUAUUUACUUGUUUCUGUAGACUUUUCAAGUAACUACAGAUAAAAUAAGGAGCAGUAGAACCUUCAUAAGAUGCUGUUUCACAUUUUAAGUCAACAUGUUUGUUUUCAACUUCCCCACAACAGCCACUAAUUUGCAUGUAGACCUGCUGAAAGUAAAUAUUCACUGUAAUUAAGUAUACACAGGCGUAGCUGAAGAAUGAAGACAUUGUAUGUUGUAGCUGAAACAGUGAAACACAAAACGUGAUCUUAGGAAGAGAUUUGUUUUUAUAAAAGGGGAUACACUGAUUUAGAAAAUGAAUGUGAUCUAUUGUUUUCUUAAGACCAAAUACACAUUUAAGUAUUUAAAUAUUCAAAUGAGAACACACCCUUGGUUUGCAUUUAUAUUCUGUUCUGCAAGAAAAUUGUUCUUGGAAUUUUCAGUUUAGAUAAGUUUCAACAACUUUACAUAUAGAAACUGUAGCACUUCUCUUUUUAUUCAAGUGUGCUUAAGCUUUAACCUGUUUUUGCAAAUUCAAGUACCAAUGUGAAAUUUCUGUGGUAAGCAGUCUUAUAGCAUAGUAGUGUACUAAGUAAGACUUUAAGGCACUAAGCAGUGUCAGCUAAUACUAUCAGCAAAAUGAUGUUGCAGGUCUUAUAUUAAUGGUUUCAGAUCACAGGAUUUUGUGGACAUUUGUUGGAAUUUUCCAAGUAGUGUAAGAAUGAGUUUUCUGGUAAAACAUUAUUUUGCUUGCUAUUUAAUUAUCUAUUUAUAUACAAUUAUUUGUGUAUAUAGAGUAGAGUUGCAGAAACCUAGUUUUAAAU